AUGAAGUACGUUUUGGUAUCCGGCGGUGUUAUCAGCGGUGUGGGCAAGGGCAUUAUCGCCUCGUCCUCUGGCCUGCUGCUGAAGACCCAAGGCCUCAAGGUCUCGUCCAUCAAGAUCGACCCCUACCUCAAUGUCGAUGCCGGCACCAUGAACCCCAAGGAGCACGGCGAGUGCUUUGUCUUGAACGACGGAGGAGAGGUCGAUCUUGACCUUGGCAACUAUGAGCGCUAUCUCGGCAUUAGCUUGACCCGGGAGAACAACAUCACCACCGGCAAGAUCUACCAGCACGUCAUCGAGCGCGAGCGCCGCGGCGACUACCUGGGCAAGACGGUCCAGGUCGUGCCGCACAUCACAGACGCCAUCCAGGACUGGAUCGAACGCGUCGCGAGGAUACCUGUCGACGACUCGGGCGAAGAGCCCGACAUUUGCAUCGUCGAGCUGGGAGGCACUGUCGGCGACAUUGAGAGCGCACCCUUUGUCGAGGCCCUGACCCAGUUGCGUCACCGUGCUGGCAAGGGCAACUUCAUCAACAUCCACGUCUCCUACGUGCCCAUCAUCCACGGCGAGCAGAAGACCAAGCCCACGCAACACGCCGUCAAGUCGGUUCGCAGCGCCGGUCUGAUCCCCGACCUGGUCGCCUGCCGAUGCGAGGUACCGCUCGAGGAGAGCACGGUCAAGAAGAUCGCACACCACUGCCAAAUCGACUACGAACAGGUCAUUGUCGUUCGCGACAUGCAGACCAUCUACCAGGUUCCCUUGCUGCUUGAGGAGCAAGGCCUCCUCAAGCAGUUCCGCCUGUCCCUCGAGCUGGACAAGUUGACUCUUGCUCCCAAGAUGCUCCAACACGGUGCCGACAUCUGGAAGACAUGGAAGGCCACCGUCUCACCAAACCCCUCGCACCUGGAAGAGGUCAGCAUUGUCCUUGUCGGAAAGUACGUCGAACUCCACGACUCGUACAUGUCCGUUGUCAAGUCGCUUGAGCACUCUGCUAUGAAGUGCAACCGGCGCUUGAACCUGAUCUGGGUCGACGCGGAGCAUCUGGAAGAGAAGACCCGGAAGACAGACCCGGCCUGCUUCCACAAGGCUUGGCACGAGGUCUGCACCGCGUCCGGAAUCUUGGUCCCCGGUGGGUUUGGCCAGAGAGGCACAGAAGGUAUGGUUGCCGCUGCCAAAUGGGCACGCGAGCAGAAGACGCCGUAUCUGGGUAUCUGCCUGGGCAUGCAGGUCGCUGUCAUUGAGUACGCGCGUGACAUCGCUGGCUUGACCAAGGCUACUUCCGAGGAAUUCGAUGCACAGGCAGAGCAGAAGCUGAUUGUCUUCAUGCCGGAGAUUGACAAGACCACCAUGGGAGGCACCAUGCGCUUGGGUCUCCGACCCACCCUUUUCCAGCCCGGCAGCGAAUGGAGCAAGCUCAGAGCUCUGUACGGAGAGGCCGACACUGUCAAGGAGCGCCACCGCCACAGAUAUGAAGUCAACCCUGAGUACAUCGAGCAGUUAGAAAAGGCCGGUCUGAACUUCAUCGGCAAGGACGAGAAGGGCGAGCGGAUGGAGAUCAUCGAGCUGAAGGAACACCCCUAUUUCGUUGGUGUACAAUAUCACCCAGAGUACCUGAGCAGAGUCCUGGACCCUAGCCGGCCGUACCUGGGUUUUGUGGCAGCGUCCGCAGGGCCUGAAUGUCUGCAACAGGUCACCCAGAGCUACUUGCAAGCUGGCCUUGCCAACGGAGAGGUCAAGACCAACGGCAUCUGA
Neoarthrinium moseri is the source of this 1749-nucleotide messenger RNA. RefSeq lists its product as uncharacterized. NCBI's taxonomy places the organism in Eukaryota, Fungi, Ascomycota, Sordariomycetes, Amphisphaeriales, Apiosporaceae. Bases 1 to 1749 code for a protein of 582 amino acids. The transcript has 2 exons. Gene Ontology annotation, biological process: CTP biosynthetic process; pyrimidine nucleobase biosynthetic process. Gene Ontology annotation, cellular component: cytoplasm; cytoophidium. Gene Ontology annotation, molecular function: identical protein binding; CTP synthase activity. The record is from RefSeq and is a predicted model, not a curated record.